CGGUGUCGAGCCGCCCCCUUUCAUGAAGUUUCCGGGUUCUGCAAUGGCGCUGCCGUGGCUGGUGGCGGUGGAGCUACUGCUGUACGGGGGGUGUUUCAUCUGCGGCAUCAUCGCGGCGUCCUCCGUCACGGUCACCCAGGGGGAGUUCUCGGGCCAGUGUGUGCUGUGCUGUCCGAUCGCCGUGGACGAGCCUCCGAUCGCCGUGGACGAGCCUGUCUGUCCGUCUCUGUCGACGAUCGCCGUGGACGAGCCUGUCUCUCUCUCUCUCUGCAGGGAGUCGCUGUGGAUGACCGUGUCUCUCGCUGUGUGUGCCGUCUUCCUCUUCUUCCUGCUGGUGACCGGAUGCAUCCUCAGGAUCGGUCGGGACAGGCUGUGCCAGUCCGCCCUGAAGGACUCGGGGAUCCACAGCUGUCAGGAGGCGGAGGGCAAGAACUGGGCCAGCCCCUACACAGGGCAGCACUUCUACUCCAACCUGCACACAGCGGAGACGUCAGUGUGGGUGAAUUUCUUCCUCUGGGUCCUGGUGUUUGCGUUGCUGGUCAUUCAGAAGAAACGGGGCUCAGAGUUCAGUCCGCUGAGCGCGGGGGACCCCGAGUGGAGCACCUCGGAGGCCGAUCCCAUCUUCCCCCGCCCCUCCCGGUCGUGAAGAGGGAGCCCCCGGCUCUCUGGAGACCCCCCCCCCCUCUCUCUCCCUGGGCUUUAACCCUUUCCCUGCCGCUGACACUCGGGGGAUCCCCGUGACGCUGCCCUUGCACUGCGCCCCUGCAGCACUGACGCCACGCCCCCUUCUUUCUGGGGGCACCCCGAUCAAGUGAGAAGCUCCGUCAUGCACACUCUCCUCUCCUCUCCUCUCCCCCUGUCCUGACAUCUCCCUCUCCUGCCCUCCGACGGGCUACUGACACACUGCCAGGGCAGGCUGGGUAAACACUGAUGGAGUCAUGUUCAUGUGAGGGGGGCGGGGAGAGGAGGAGGAGAGAGGGAAGGGGAGAGGAGGAGGGACAGAGGAGGAGAGAGGGGAGAGGAGAG
Messenger RNA from Lepisosteus oculatus (spotted gar), 1026 nucleotides. The record is from RefSeq and is a predicted model, not a curated record. NCBI's taxonomy places the organism in Eukaryota, Metazoa, Chordata, Actinopteri, Semionotiformes, Lepisosteidae.